Molecule: messenger RNA, 1299 nt
Organism: Colletotrichum lupini
Lineage: Eukaryota; Fungi; Ascomycota; Sordariomycetes; Glomerellales; Glomerellaceae
Product: allantoicase
Exons: 3
Coding region: 1-1299 (432 amino acids)
Biological process (GO): allantoin catabolic process
Molecular function (GO): allantoicase activity
Source: RefSeq, a predicted model, not a curated record
AUGGGAGAAGGGGGCGGGCGAGGCGCCGAACGGCCAAAGCCCGUGACUCUUGCGCGAGACUUUUACUUCUCCUCAUCCGACAAACAUUCACUUUCACUUUCAUCCCACACCUCUCAUCCUCUUCCAUUCACUCAGUCUACAUUUUGCAAACUCCAGGUUUCAAACUCUGACCCCGCGCCCGGCGUAUUCUGCCCCUCUUCAAUUCUCUCAAUACCACGCAUUUCAACCUUCAUCAUGGCCAGCGAACAAGAAUAUACCCUCGAGCAGGUCAAGGCUUCCAGGGUCGCCUCAGAUGACAUUGACACAACAUUCCGCUCAAGCAGCAUUGACUUGAUCUCUGCUGCCUUGGGUGGAAAGAUUCUCGCCUUCUCAGACGAAUGGUUCGCCGAGGCCACCAACUUGUUGACGCCAACCGCGCCCAUCAGGCAACCGGGAAAGAUGGUCUACACCGGCGCCUGGUACGACGGCUGGGAGACCAGGCGUCACAACACGGAGCCCUUUGACUGGGUCAUUGUCCGCCUUGGUGUUGCGUCCGGCACUGUCGAGGGUGUCGAGGUCGACACCGCCUUCUUCUCUGGUAACCACGCCCCCUCAAUCUCGGUUGAGGGCUGCUUCAACCUCAACGACGACGAGGUCGUCUCAUGGAAGGGUGGCAGGGGCCAGUGGGAGACGAUUCUCGGCAACGAAGAGUGUGGCCCGUCGCAGCGCUUCGGAUGGAAGCUGGCCGAGCCCAAGCAGAAGCAGUACACUCACGUCCGCCUGAACAUGUACCCGGAUGGUGGUAUUGCCAGAUUCCGUCUCUUUGGCCACGCCGUGCCCGUCUUCCCCGACGACAAGGAGGCCAUCUUCGACCUGGCUGCCGCCCAGAACGGCGGCGUCGCCAUCUCCUGCAGCGACCAGCACUUUGGCACCAAGGACAACCUUCUGCUGCCUGGCCGCGGUAAGGACAUGGGAGAUGGAUGGGAGACGGCCAGAUCGCGCAGCAAGGGCCACGUCGACUGGACCAUUAUCCGUCUCGGCGCCCCCGGUUACGUGCAGAACGUCGUUGUCGACACGGCGCACUUCCGCGGCAACUUCCCGCAAAAGUCAAAGAUCGAUGCCAUCUCGUGGACCGAGAGCGGCGAGCCGGGCGCGGACGCCGCCGGCUGGACGGAGAUUGUGGCGCCUAGCAAGUGCGGACCGGAUGCGGAGCACGAGUUCCCCAGCGCCGUCAAGGACAAGGCAUUCACGCACGUCAAGAUCACCAUUAUUCCGGAUGGCGGAGUGAAGAGACUGCGCGUCUUUGGCAAGAGAGCAUAG